CAUACGUAGAGGAAGCACUCAUUGUUAGCCAGCAAAGAUGGUGAACCGCGGAGAGACACAUGUACGAUUUUAACGGUCCGUUGUCUAAAUUAUCAGUGAAUAAGAAAUGGAGGUCAAUAUGUAAGCGGGCGUGAACGGGGCUUGGCCAGCAACUGCGAGUAAACGCGCGUUGUAAGAUUCGUCGUGGCAUUCGUCGGCUGUGGGAUCGCGACUCGAAGGUACGCAAAGGCAGGAUGCGCUUUGUUUAUGGAGAUCAGCUGUGUUUCCAAACAUCACAUCACUCUUCCUGCUUCGCGCGCUCCGCUAGCGAGCGACGUUGCUAUUUUCAUCGGAUAAAGGUCAACCGAAUGCUUGGAACAAAGCGAGGAGCGUCGCACGGCGUCGUAUGACGUGUUGCACUCUCGCAUCAUUGUCCGUCUAGAGAAUCCCAAGAAAUCUCUGAAAUCAAAAAGAAAAAGACAGAACGGGAGAUAAAGUAUGCUUGCGGAGCAAUCAUCAACUGGUAGUUAAAUAAACUUAAUGACAUGAAAGAAUGAAACGAGAAACUGUCAUUACCUGUAUAGAGCCAAAUCGAGCGCAAACGAUGACGACGGUAUUGGACGGUAGUUAUCAACGUAUACACCCUUAUGAGGGUCAAGAAGAGGAUGCGGAUGAUGACGAUGAUCGCGAGGAGACUCCUCAAGAAUCGGGCGUUAUAAUCCAUGUAGUACCAGAGGGUAACAAAGCACGAUGGAAUCAUAUUGAAGAUUUGGAUUCGUUCUUCGCGCGAAUGUAUCAUUAUCAUCAGCAGCAUGGUUUCCUUUGUAUGAUGCUCCAAGAAGUUUUGGAAUUAUUGCAAUUCUUUUUCGUAGUCGUCUUUGUUACCUAUCUUUUUCACUGCGUCGAUUACAGCAAAAUAUAUAAUGGUGGAGAUGUAAAUAAUAAUACCAGCCACAAAAAUGACACCGUAGUAAGCUUAGGAGUUUGUAUAAAAUCAAUCUCUUUAUUUUAUUGGAGUCUUCUUGUUAUCGCAGCCAUUUUCUUUAUCCUUCAAUUUGUCAAAGUUCUCUAUCACCUGAUGCAGUUUUGGGAGAUCAAAAUGUUUUUCAAUACAGCCCUUAAAAUUGCUGAUAGCGAGUUGGACAAUUUCACUUGGCAUGAAGUUCAAAAGCGAAUUAUAGAAGUACAGAAGGAGCAAGAAAUGUGUAUUCAUAAACGGGAACUCACAGAAUUGGAUAUAUACCAUAGAAUAUUAAGACACAAAAAUUAUAUGGUAGCUAUGAUCAACAAAUCUCUUUUACCAGUGCGACUAAAAUUCCCCAUUAUAGGAGAAGUUAUCUUCUUGACACGAGGAUUAAAAUAUAACAUAGAAUUAUUGUUAUUUUGGGGACCAUGGUCACCAUUUGAAAAUAAUUGGCAUCUAAAGGAAGAUUAUAAAAAGCUGAAUAAAAGGCAAGAACUCGCACGACAAUUAUCCAAGCACAUCUUAUGGAUUGGUAUCGCAAAUUUCGUCUUAUGUUUUCCUAUUCUUCUGUGGCAGAUUCUCUACACAUUUUUCAAUUAUGCCGAGACUAUUAAGCGAGAACCAAGCGUUUUGGCGAUGCGCACGUGGUCUCUAUAUGGUCGACUAUAUCUGCGUCACUUCAACGAACUCGAUCAUGAAUUAAACGCCCGUCUUAGUCGCGCGUAUCGCCCUGCUUCCAAAUACAUGAGCAGCUUCACGUCCCCGAUAAUGACAAUACUCGCCAAGCAUAUCGCAUUCAUCACUGGUGCUGUAUUAGCGGUGCUGUUGCUGAUAGCGUUGUUUCAAGAAGGGACAUUCUCGAUGGAGCGCGUAGUCGCUUAUAUGACUAUGUUAGGUGUUGUAGCGGCAGGUGCAAAGGCAGCAAUACCUGAUGAAAAUUUAGUUUGGUGUCCCGAGACUCUUCUAACCGCUGUGCUAGCUCAUACGCAUUAUAGACCGGACAGUUGGCGGGGUAACGCUCAUACGUUGACCACUAGAGCUCAAGUAGCGCAGCUAUUCCAGUAUCGCGCAGUACAUCUCCUGGAAGAAUUGAUUUCUCCAUUCGUGACGACAUACAUCUUGUGCUUCCGUAUGCGACAUCGAGCGUUAGAGAUUGUAGACUUUUUUCGUAACUUUACUAUCGAAGUUGCUGGAGUCGGGGACGUGUGUAGUUUCGCCCAAAUGGACGUGCGCAAACAUGGUAACCCUAUGUGGCAGACUGUAACUCAUAGUCCCACAGUUUCUCCGUUGCAGCAAGAGGAUCGUACUACUGGAUACGAUAAUCAGUAUGGUGUCGAUCCCGAUAAAUAUUAUAUAUCGAUGUCGAAUCAUUAUACUCAAGCGGAAGAUGGCAAGACCGAACUGUCCCUUAUACAUUUCACUCUAACAAAUCCUGAAUGGAAACCGCCGUCCCAUGCGGAGAAUUUUGUGACCGCUUUGAAAGAAAGGGCUAAAAAGGAAGUGACUACGAAUUCUGAUCCUUAUAACAAUCCGCUCAUAGCCAGUUUAAAUAGCUUGUCCGGUCUUGGUUAUAAAGAACAUGUAUCGAAUAUUAUUCGAAGUACGAUAAAUCAAAUGAGUGUACCCAGUAUGAGCAAUAUUUUUACAAAUCAACCAAGUACGUCAGCCACGUCAGUCGGCGUCGAUCAAUCAUUCAAUCAUUCAAAGUCAACCUUGCAUCGAGGUGUAACCAAGAAGGAGGGUCCAUUGCAUAAUGAAAGAGGAUUCCUGUACGAUCUGCAACAGGGAAUAUCAAAUCAGUCAUUAGGUGCUUCUGUAUUUGGAUCAGGCCACAGUUACAUCGAAACACAUACAGAUCCGUCUGUACCUAUAGAAUUAACUGCUGCCGACAUGUCUUUAUCUACAUUGUACCUACAUGAGCUUCAUCAUAGACAAGUAAACAGAAGAGGCUAUCAGGAAACGGCAACGAGAAGUAUAUGGCAGCGAAGCCCGACUCAAGAACUAGCAUCGCUUCCCGAAGUUAGACAAGAAAAAGUACCGCUCCUGUUGCAUCAAGAUUCCUCUUUACGAAAAAACAGAGAAUCUUAACACUACGCUUGAAAAUUUAUUUAAGUAGGAAAGCGUUCGAUUCUCUCGCGCAAUAAUCAUUAUUUUAGCGGAAUAAAAUAAUUUUCACUUGUUUUAUUACGAUGGAAAAAAUUUACAAUUUAUUUUAUAAUAAAUAAGUAGUCACAACAUAUUCGAGAGUGAUAUAGUCUCUCGAGAUGUUACAUAGAAAAUUAUGUCUUCUAAAUAUUCUUAAUAUUGUAUAGUGCAGAGAAGAGGAUAUAGGUUUCUUUCUCUUUCUUCUCUGCAUAUGGCCAACGAUUUAAUAAUGCCUACUCUUAAUAUCAAGGACCUAUUUGAAAACUUAUACUUUAACGUUUAUACGUAAAACAUGUACAUUCAUCUUAUGUUUUAUGUAAUUGCAGACUCUGUGUAAAAAACAUUGAUUUAAGAGAUUUGACUAGUACAGUAAAGUCUAGAUAAACGAUAGAGAUCUUUGAGAAUUAUUUUAAAAGAAAUGGUAUUCUUUCAUAUUAAAAAAAAAAUUUAUAUAAUUUUAUACUUCUGACAUUAUCACGUAAAUAAUGAGGAAAUAGGAGAAAGAGAAAAGAAAAACAAGC
Messenger RNA from Camponotus floridanus (Florida carpenter ant), 3609 nucleotides. RefSeq names its product autophagy-related protein 9A (gene Atg9). Bases 533 to 3031 code for a protein of 832 amino acids. The transcript is spliced from 8 exons. Lineage: Eukaryota; Metazoa; Arthropoda; Insecta; Hymenoptera; Formicidae. Gene Ontology annotation, biological process: autophagy of mitochondrion; protein localization to phagophore assembly site. Gene Ontology annotation, cellular component: phagophore assembly site; autophagosome. The record is from RefSeq and is a predicted model, not a curated record.